Messenger RNA from Drechmeria coniospora, 1131 nucleotides. Its product is annotated as amidohydrolase family protein. Lineage: Eukaryota; Fungi; Ascomycota; Sordariomycetes; Hypocreales; Ophiocordycipitaceae. Bases 1 to 1131 code for a protein of 376 amino acids. The transcript has 3 exons. The record is from RefSeq and is a predicted model, not a curated record. Gene Ontology annotation, molecular function: hydrolase activity.
AUGAACCCCAACCUCGACCGCUCAGUUCUCGAGGUCAAUCUAGCGAUUAAAGGGCCGGCGCGCCUCCAGCCGCAGACCAUGGCAGACGACCAGCUUAUCCUUCCCAUCAUCGACUCCCACAUCCAUCUCUACCCCGAGUCCGAAACCGACUCGCUCGCCUGGUACGACGCCGAGCAUCCUCUCGCCGGUCAGCACUCCCUCGACGAGUACCGCGCCGCCGCCAAGUCGGCCCCUUCACUCCUCGGUUUUGUCGCCAUCGAGGCCGACCGCAAGCACGACCUCGAUGCCGGCGCCCGCGACGGUUCCGGCUGGAAACUGCCCCUAGACGAAGUCCGCUGGCUGAAGCGAGUGGCCCUCGGCCGGCCCAAGGAAGGCGAGGGCCACGCGGCCGACGAUGCGAAGCUGUGCCUCGCCAUCAUCCCCUGGGCACCGCUGCCCAGCGGCCCCGCCGUCAUGGCUCGCUACCUCGACGCCGUCAAGGAGGCCGCCGGCGACUCCUGGCCCAAGAUCAAGGGCUUCCGCUAUCUUCUCCAGGACAAGCCGCACGGGACGAUGCUGACCCGGGACUUCGUCGAUAGCCUGAAGCUCCUCGGCAAGAAAGGCUUCGUCUUCGACGUCGGCAUCGACCACCACAGCCGGGGGAAGAAGCAGCUAGACGAGGUCGUCGAGAUGGUCGGCCGCGCUCACGAGGGCGUCCCCGAGGACGAAAAGGUCACCUUCAUCCUGAACCACCUCUGCAAGCCCGAUCUCACCAUCUACAACGUCACAUCCGAUCCCUCUUUCCACGCCUGGCGCACCGCCAUGUACACCCUCAGCAAGGCUUCCCACACCUACAUGAAGCUCUCCGGCGCCUUUGCCGAGAUGCCCGAUUCUCUACGUACCCAACCGGCCGCUCACAUCUUCCAGGCGACGCUCGCCUGGCUCGGCAUCAUCCUCGCCACCUUUGGCCCCUCGCGCAUCAUGUUCGGCAGCGACUGGCCCGUCUGCGGCGCUCACGCCCUCGGGGAUGGAGAGGAAGCCUGGCCCAAGUGGAAAGAGGUCGUCGACAAGAUGUGCUGGAUGGCAACGCUGGGUGAUGAGGAAAGGGCCAUGAUCUUCGGGGGAACUGCCAAGAAAGCGUACCGCUUGUGA